CAGGCGCCGCUUGUAAUGCCGGCCUUGGGAUGGGUCCUAACUACCUGGUAAUAGACACCAGCAUUCGCAGGUUGCCAGGACCUCAACACCUCAGCUACAUAAACACAUCACAGACUUUCUGUCCAGAGGAUAAACGAGGCAUAAUGGUGUCUACUUUUCGCGGGUUGUUGCUGCUCGCAGCCAACCUUUGCGUUGUGCUGGCCGGCAGUGAUGCUGGCAACCACCCUAAUUCAGUUACGCUCUCCUAUCAGUUGGUCGGGUCCUCAUCGGUCGAGCCUUUAGGAACGUUCUCCUACGACCCUAAGUCAUUGAAACAUGCUCUCACAUCCUGGACUCCUCCAAGCCUUGAAUCCGAAAAGUCGACGACUCCAGAACCCACUUCGUCCCGACUACUGCGAAUCCUACUCCCCGAUGGCAGCGCGACCGUAACGACUCUUGACACAUUCAACCCGGAUUUCCACCAGAAGAUCGAUCUCUGGAUUUCACCUCUCGACGGCUCAGUGUUUUCGGCUUCCGUUUCGAGCCUUUCGCCGCCACCCUUGACUCCUGAGGAGGAGCGGUACAAGAAGAAGGUUGAGCGGGCCAAAGCAAAGGGAAAGCCCAUCCCACCACCGCCCCCGAUUCCAAACACCAAGAAAGCAAGGGAAGAAGCCGCCAAAAAGGCAGCUGCAAACGAGCCCAUCAAAGUCAACCUUCUUGUCGCGGGCCCUGGCCCUGCACCAGUUCUUACAACCCGGAAGCCACCGCAGGUGGACGCCGAGGGAAAGGAAGUUGCCCAAGAGGAGCAACAAGAAAAGAGCUUCUUCCAGAAGUACUGGUGGGUCUUUAUGAUCGUUGCCGUACUUUCUAUGGGGGGAGGCGGCGGCGGAGAAAAAUAGAUGACAAAAGCGCGCGGUAUUCGUUGCUUAAGCUGAGGACCGUCGUCAAUCUGGCCUACAUGAGCUGCAGAUGCCCAGACUGUACUUUCAACUCUUCGCAGCUUUGGCUCGAUGGUUAUCGAUGCCCUGGAGCGGUAACGAGGACUAGCUGUGUUUCGUACUCUCCAAACACAUUAUGCGCUGGUCGUCACACACGCAGUGCGUGGAUGUUCUAGUGAUCGGCAUGUUGCGUGAUUGGCAGAGGCCAGCGCAGUGUACCGGCGUCGCCAGAAUUAUGGCCAGAAUGAGAGUUUCCACCUGCCAAUCUGUCCCUCUCGACUCCUCAUGAGAACAUGCCAGGACCGAAGCAUCGAGUCGCUCGCAGUCCUUGCAGCAUUGUUUGACACUCCUCGACCCGGCAAUGAUUGCGGCAGUUUGUUCACCACUCUGCGGCGGCCGCAGAGAAUCGGUUGGAUAUGUGCUCCAGCAGCGCGAGUUCGGGUGGCUUUGUUUGUUCUUCUACCUUAGGUCCAGUGCAGUCAUGGUCGCGCCGUCAGUUUUCUGGGAUCAAUUCUCCUCAGGUCCCAACGUGUCCCACCGAGACACCGGGUCGUGUUUUAAGACUUUCACCGGCGCCGACCGUGGCUGACCCUCUCCCCGCGGCAGAGGGGGUUUCGUCGAAAGAUACCCUAUUCACUAAGUCCACUAUCUACUGCUGGUGCUGGAGUUCAGUCGUACACCGAAAGGGCUUGCUACUUUUCUAUGCUGAUACGGUUCUCGCGCAAUGGCUCGGCAGUUCGGAGACCAUCUGGCUGAACAACGGGGCCUCUGAGCGUACUAUGCCACAUGUCCCAUGCAAGAUCGAUGUCGGAAGUCGGGGCCAAAAUCAAUCCAUCUCAGCCCUUUGCUCAAUGCGACUCAGCCUGAAACGACUACUGGUGGAAUUUCAAAGGGCAGUGGGCUAUAGAAUCCAGCAUGCAAGUCGAGGUCCAAGUUGUCAAGGGAGAGCACUACAGAGCAGUAAGCUGCGAAGCAGAAAGUAUAAUCUAUUCUGUUGUUGAUUUGUCUCUGGUCUGGUCUGGUCAUUCAUGCCUUCGUAUUCGUUCUAUCGCAUAUCCAUAUCCGUAAUCGCAUCAGCAGCGCACCUAAGCUGUAACAUGCCUUAUCAUAUCCUUGACACCGAUGGUAUGCUGUGGAGUAAACACUAAACCUAAACCGCUGCAAAACAAAAAACACUUUAUAUGUUUCGAAUCUCUCCCAAAAGGGGCCCACCAUAUAGGUUCCAAGGACUCUUCAUUGUCCAAGAGAAGGCGGAUACCACUGGCACACCACGGCUUAUAGGAAUUAGACCAUAGGAUGGGGUGAGAAGGGACUGGGGCAUGUUUGGCGCUGCAUUGCAGUGCUGUGCUGUGCUCCCAGUAACUGAUAGUACUACGAGUAGUCGGCUACUCGUAGC
Messenger RNA from Exophiala dermatitidis NIH/UT8656, 2313 nucleotides. RefSeq lists its product as uncharacterized. The transcript has a single exon. The record is from RefSeq and is a predicted model, not a curated record. The coding region runs from base 30 to 878 and encodes 282 amino acids. Lineage: Eukaryota; Fungi; Ascomycota; Eurotiomycetes; Chaetothyriales; Herpotrichiellaceae.